GGACGUAGGUCGGUGAUUGGGAAUCGAUUUAUUGGUUUUAAGGGCGCAUGUGUGGAAUAAUUUAAACACAAUUUAAAAAUUUUAAAGCAAUUUAUUACUCUGUGCUUUUUUCUAGUAUCUCACAUUUAUUUUGUGAUCGUCGUGUUAAGUUCUGUUGACAAUGGCAGGUGUUAAUGACAAUGACAAUAGACACUUAUGAGAGGUAUUUUUCAUUGGCGAAGGAGCCCCACGGUGGCGACAAUUUCGAUUAACUCUAUUAAAAAUUCGACAAAGGGGGCAAACUUGAAUUUCCUUGUAAAUUGUUCAUAUGGCCUUGAGGAGAUGGUUCGAUCCCCGACAGACGUCUCCCACCUGUCAAAAAUCUGUCAGCGAAAAAACAUAAACACGCCAGUUGAGUUUUUAAUCAGCUAGUGUCAGGUCAUGCUAGAAAUCGUUCUAAUUAUAAUUUAACAGUGUCACACGUGAGCUGCACACUAAAAUCCCCGUGUACCAAUCGGAAUUCAAAGGUCAAACCAAUUACCCGAAGACCAUCAAGUGGGCAUCGAUUGCCGACAGUCGAACCUUUUCCGCCGCCGCCUCCGUUCGAUGUGACACUUUCCGCCAGCCCCCAUGGUCCACUUCUCGGCAAGUAUGGGCCAGAAUUCGAGUCUCCCCAAGCCCGGGCGCCGAAAAUCCCUGCGGUCGUUCCAGCGUAAGUCCCACAACCACGCCAACCUGAGCCACACUUUCACUCUCAACGACAACCACGACAAAGUCGAGCUCCUCAACAUCAACCAAGCCAGCGAGGAGGAGCUCAUGACGCUCCCGGGGGUGAGUCGAGAGACGGCCCGGAGUAUAGUGGAGCACCGGAAGGCCAUCGGCCGAUUCCGGAAGGUGGAGGACCUGGCCCUCGUUCGCGGCAUCGGCGCCGACAAGCUCGAGCUCCUAAGACCGGAGAUUUGCGUCUCGAGUCGUAGGAAUCUGAGCUGUGCCUCCUCGAGGGCCCAGAGCUACGACAGUCUCAGGAGCGCCGAUUCGAGGCUCACGGUCAAAAGUAAUAGACUUGUAAAUGUGAACAAAGCCAGUGUUUUCGAACUGCAGUGCGUGCAUGGGAUUACGCAGGAGAUUGCAGCUGCCAUUGUGCACUAUAGGGACAAGAAGGGGCCCUUCAAGCAGGUUGAGGAUCUGCUCAAAAUCAAAUCAAUCGACCGAAUCCGUCUUGAUAACAUCAGUCGGUUUCUGACUGUUGAAAACUCCGACCUAGAAGACACCGACGUUGAGAACCCCCGUUCUAGCAUUCUCACAAACGGCUUCCACCAUUCCGUCAACGAGAAAAAAAUUACAAAUGGGGGGCCCUUAAAACUUCCCGUUUUGAACGGUUUAUCGUCGUCUUCGCUUUUCGACAUUUUCGAGCUCUUGUCGGCUUAUUCUCCCCGACCGACUGGUCAGGAAAUUUUCAAUUUCACGCGGAAAGGAGAGCCAGCGAUACGAAUCGGAGUAUGGAAUUUGCACGAAUUUACAUUUGAGAAAGCUAACAAUCCCGGAGUUAGGGAAGUCGUGUGUCGGACGAUUUUGGAGAACGGACUAUCGAUAUUAGCCGUCCAAGAGGUAGUUAAUGUCACAGCAAUGAAAUUAAUUUGUGAUGAGCUCAACAAGCCAAGGUUGAGACGAGUCAACGAGUGGAAAGAUAAAAACCAUAACUGGAAUUUUUGUAUGCUGGAUGUAGAUGGGUCCCAGUUAGGUUUUAUCUAUGACUCAGAUGGAGUGAUUGAUAUUGAACUGAUAUCACUGAACCAAGGUCCACAAGAAACAAGCGAUGACUGCGAAGUUCUCAUAGCAAGUUUCAAAGUCGGCGAUUUAGACUUACAACUAGUUAACAUGAAACUAAACAAAAAGGCGAAACUGGACGUGUUGCAGGAAAAAAUAAAAGAUCUAAUUUCCGAAGAAGACAUGCUUUUAUUGUUUGUAGACUUUUCAGCUAUUCCUAACAUAACAGACGACUGGUUGACAAUCGGGGGUCUCCAAGCAGCCUUUCCGAGUUCGAUGAACACGAGUUAUUUGCGAUCGAAGUUGGGUUUAAAACCACAACACAUAUCAAAUAUUUUAUGUAACAACAAAAUCCAAGGGCAAGUUACGGGUAUUAAUGGGGUGGUACAGCAAGGUUUGACCCAUUUGGCCAUUCCCAAUGGGUGGAAUUGGGGCGGACCGGCGUCUCCUUUUUGCCCCGUCUGGAUGGAAUUGUUUCUAAACCCCAAUUCUGGGACGGCGUUGUGAUAUUAUCUUAUUUUGUAUUUAAUUUUAUUUAUUUUUGACUGGGUAUACUUCACGUAAAUUUUACAAAUUUAUGGCUGUGUGUCGGACGGUUUUAUUUCUAAGCUUUAAAGACAAAUAUGUGGGGGCACAGAUGAUUUUAUUUUGAAAUUGUGUUUUUGUUCAGAAAUUUUCAAAAAAAUUAGCGGGCGAAUUUUGCAAUAAAGGGCCCCGAUUUCGUACUCCCUGUACUGUAACAACUUAGUCUUGUAUUUGUAAUUAUUUAAUAAAUAUUAUUUUAUUAA
Molecule: messenger RNA, 2534 nt
Organism: Tribolium castaneum (red flour beetle)
Lineage: Eukaryota; Metazoa; Arthropoda; Insecta; Coleoptera; Tenebrionidae
Product: endonuclease/exonuclease/phosphatase family domain-containing protein 1
Exons: 5
Coding region: 610-2253 (547 amino acids)
Cellular component (GO): plasma membrane
Source: RefSeq, a predicted model, not a curated record